AUGAACUCGACCGCUACAGGAAGGCGCCAAGGGCUCCGGAAGGGCACUCGAAGCUGCUGGGAAUGCAAGAGGCGCAAGACCCGCUGCAUCUUCAGCUCCGGGGCCUCCCACAACACGCCUUGCACUGGAUGCCAACGCCGAGGGCUGGCCUGCGUGAGCCAGCAGGUGCCAGAGGAGAGUGCCCGGCCUACUGUGCCGUACCAGCCGCUGAGUGACCGGCUGGUCCGCGUGGAGAAGCUCCUUGAGGAAAUUGCGGCGAAGCAGGAUUCUGGCGCGACGCCGACACGGCACUCGGAUCCAGGCAAUGUGUUCAACGUGAACUCCGAAAUUGUCUACACGCCCGGUAUCUCUGCAUGUAUGGCUGUCGAGGACGGUUGUGAGGGUGAGUAUGUUUCCCUGAACAGGAGGCACGUGGAAAAUAUGCCCAGGCAACCCAGAGAGCAGCCAGAGAAGCUUCAGGCAGUGCUGCCAACAACUGAAGACAUGAGCAUCAUCGCUCGGGUCAUUAGUCACGAUGCGCUCUAUUAUCAUAUGAUGAUGGCGAUCCCAUAUACGCAGGCCAAGUUCCCAACGUCCAACACUCUAGGCUCCCUGGCCACGCUGCCAGACCUCACUUCGCACCCGGUUCUCAUCGCAAAGAGGCUGCUCAUCAUAGCGACUUUCUUGCAGGGCAUGGCGCCCGAGCAUAGAAGCCAGGCCAUGCGUCUGUCCAUGCCAGUUGACGUUAUGAAGACGUGCCUCGUGGAUGUUGCCAGGCGCUUGGUCGAAACCAGGGACGACCAGAUCAAAUUCAUGGAGGAGAUGGAGUGUAUCCUCCUCGAGGCCGUCUUCCAUGCCAACUCUGGGAACCUGAGGCGUUGCUGGCUGGCUUUUCGCCGAUUGAUGGCCAUCGGACAGAUGCUUGGUAUGAACCGCCCAGGCCGUCAGCUUGUCCAGUUUCUGGAUGCUGAGAACGCGGCUGACCCGCCUUUCAUGUAUUUCCAAAUCAUAUACAUGGAACGCGUGCUGUGCUUACUGCUCGGGCAGCCCCAAGGCUCCUCGGGCAGCGAUCUAAUGCCUUUUAGCGACGAGAACCCGGUCCAGCGGAUGGAAUUCCUGCAUUCGUCGGUAGCCAGCCAGAUACUCACGCGCAACGAGGAGGGGCUCUGCUACGAAGACUUUUCGGCCACGCAAAAGAUUGACAUCGAGAUGCAAAAGGCCGCUCGCAUGGUCCCUCAAGACUGGUGGCUUGUGCCCGAUCUAUCUGCCAAGUCUGAUCGAGUCAGGGGUUUCUGUCAGCUCACCACCCACCUCAUGCAUCAUUAUCUACUUAUCCAGCUUCACCUACCGUUCAUCCUCCCGUCGCCCACGGAGGUCAGGCAGGACUACAGCAUCUUCACGUGCGUCCACGCCAGCCGCGAGGUCCUGACCCGCUUCAUAUCCUUCCACUGCCUCAACGGCGUGACGUUCAACUUCUCCCGCCUCUACUUCUUCGCUCUGAUCGCCAUCGAGGCCAUCCUGCUGGCGCACAUCAACAGCCGGAGCUUUCGGGACUGGGGCGACAUCCUCGCCCACCAGCGGGCAAACGACCGUUCCAUCGCGAUGCAGGUUUUGAGGCACGUGGAUAAGGCGAGCGAGAUUUGUCCCGAGGUGCGGUACGGGAAGAGCGCCCAUGUCCUCCGUCAGCUGCUGCAGAUCGAGAACGAGGCCUACGAGCAGUGUAGCCUCGAAGGUCCGGAUCCGCAGGGCGCGCAGCAUGAGCUGCGGGUGAGCGUGCCUUUCUUUGGUAUUGUUACUGUGACGCGGCAGGGGAUCAUCAAGUCUCAAGGUCCUAUUGUCACUCCUCUUCAAAGUUAUGGGCCGCAGGUCUUGGGUCUCGAACCUGGGCGUCAGGGAAAUCCUGGUCAGCCCUUUCCAUAUGCCACAGGGAUUGAGACAAAUAGUUCAACGACUUUCGGCAAUGAUGGCCAUCGGCUUUUUUCUGACUCGGGUCAGACACGAACCGGCCUGGAUCAUUCGGACUUCUUGAUAGAGGAGGCUUUUCCGGGGGUAGAUGCAAACUUCUUUGAUAGCAUAGUAAGUGAAUCUUAG
Clonostachys solani is the source of this 2070-nucleotide messenger RNA. The record is from the annotation of a GenBank genome assembly. Lineage: Eukaryota; Fungi; Ascomycota; Sordariomycetes; Hypocreales; Bionectriaceae.